AUGGCGGCCAUCCACGAAAUCUCAUCGGAGGGCGACGUGAAGCUCAUCUGCGGCAGCGAGGAGACAGGCGAUGCGACGCACAUCAUUGUCUGCUCGGCUGUUCUGAGGCACGGUUCUCCUGUCUUCAAGGCGAUGUUGGGUGCCAAGUUCAAGGAAGGCCACACUUUGGCGACCGGCGCGCGGCUCGACCUACCACUGCCCGAUGAUGACGCAGCAAGCAUGUUGACCAUUUGUCAAAUCAUGCACAUGCGACCCGUAGCACCUGGAGUGCAGACUUCCGAGGCGUUCCUGAAGCUCGCGAUCGUGGUCCACAAAUACGAUUGCAAGUCCGCGCUCGCGUAUCAGAUCAUGGUCUGGAUGCAGGGCACGCAACUUCACGAGUCUGACACGGACCGAUUGAAUCUAUUCAUUUCGGCCUAUGUUCUGGACUCGGCUGCGGACUUCUACCGACUGGGACACGAUGUUGUACUGCACAACAAAUCCCUCUCUGUGGCCGACGACGUUCUGGGAAUCGAUAGGAUGCUCAAAAAAGCCAUCACUGCCCUCCAAGCACAUAUUGAACGCGUAAAGGAACACACAGCAAGCCAAGUCGGCACCAUUAUCAAGCAGGAAUGCACAGGUUUCGCGUUCACCAAUACUCAUUAUCAGAACUGUAAUCUCUGCGGCUGCUUCUACGUUUCAGAUCGAAGCAACAAAUUCAUGGGGAAAUUGUUCGAGAGCGACUUGUGGCCAAUCACUUCCUUCACAAAGCAAACUCUGCACCAAAUGUGCGAGGGACUCUCCUCCUUCCCGACCGGAUGGUCCGAGUCUCAAGUGGUCUGCGGCUCAUACUGCAGAAAACACUGCAUGAAGAAGGAUCAGGGCGUUCUAACCCAUAUGAAGCAUAUUGCAAGCUCGAUCAAGCAUGAGGCAAUCAAGCCUUGUUUGGUUUGUGUCAAAGAAGGCCACAUGCAGGCCAGGGGAAUCUGCGAGAAGGGACACUGCAAUUGA
Molecule: messenger RNA, 990 nt
Organism: Cercospora beticola
Lineage: Eukaryota; Fungi; Ascomycota; Dothideomycetes; Mycosphaerellales; Mycosphaerellaceae
Source: RefSeq, a predicted model, not a curated record